Messenger RNA from Paramecium octaurelia, 585 nucleotides. The record is from the annotation of a GenBank genome assembly. Lineage: Eukaryota; Ciliophora; Oligohymenophorea; Peniculida; Parameciidae.
CUAAUUUAAGUUUUUGAUUAGGUAAUCGAUGAAAGAAUUCAAUUAGUUCUAAAUAUUCAAAGGAUUUCAAGAAUCUUGAAUAGCAAAUUAAAUAUAGAAUUAUGUAUUAAAAACAAUUUAAAGAUGGAAGACUAAGUCUCACUUGUUAGAUAUUUUGCAGAUGUAAGCAAGUUGGUUACAAUUUGUUAUAAAUUGUCAUUGGAAAAAUAAGAAUUAUUAAAAUAAGCCAAAUGUCAUUCAGAAUCUCAAUCCCCAAGCCAAUUAAAAUCACCUUUUGAGGUAGAUUCACCUAAGUCAUUCCUUAACAAAUCUGAAAGUAAUGUGAAGAAAUAACUGGAAUUAAAAAAUUCUAAUUAGGAUCAAAAAAAGUAAAAGCAAAACAAUUUAAGUCAAACUAGAUAAGGAACACAUUAUUUCAAACCAUAAAUUUAGUGUAAUUCUAAUAAAGUUGUUAAGGCGUCAAAAGAUAAUAAUAUAUAUAAUUGUCAACAGUGCGAUAAAAAGUAUCAUCAUAUGAAAUCCCUAAAACGUCAUAUAAAAUGGAAUCAUCAAAUCGAUAAAUUAGCAAAUUACAUAGAAGAAUGA